AUGAGCGUCUUUUCGCGCCUCAGGAACGGAAUCCCACCGUCGCGAGACGACUGCCAGUCUCCCUACGAGCGUCUGAGUCAGAGGAUGCUGGACAUUUCUGGGGACCGUGGCGUGCUGAAGAAUGUCAUCCGAGAGGGAGCCGGAGAUCCCGUGACCCCCGACGCCUCGGUGCUGGUGAAAUAUUCUGGAUACUUGGAGCACAUGGACAAGCCCUUCGACUCUAAUUGCUUUAGGAAAACGCCUAGGCUGAUGAAACUUGGAGAAGAUAUUACACUCUGCGGCAUGGAGCUGGGCCUUCUGAGCAUGCGCAAAGGGGAGCUGGCCAGAUUUCUGUUCAGACCAACCUAUGCUUAUGGCACCCUGGGCUGUCCUCCUCUUAUCCCCCCAAAUGCCACUGUCUUGUUUGAAAUCGAACUGCUUGACUUCCUCGACUCUGCUGAGUCAGACAAAUUUUGUGCACUCUCAGCUGAGCAGCAAGAACAGUUCCCUCUUCAGAAGAUCCUCAAGGUGGCUACGACAGAAAGGGAGUUUGGCAACUAUCUUUUCCACCAGAAUCGCUUCUGUGAUGCCAAAGUGAGAUACAAGCGGGCCUUAAAGCUGCUCCACCGGCGGCGCUUGGUGCUUUCUGAGGAACAACACCUGGUGGAGGCCGCCAAACUUCUAGUCCUCCUUAACCUGUCCUUUGUGUACCUGAAACUAGACCGACCUGCCAUGGCCCUGCGCUAUGGCGAGCAGGCUCUGCUCAUUGACCAGAGAAAUGCCAAGGCCCUCUUCAGGUGUGGACAGGCUUGCCUCCUCCUAACCGAGUAUGAGCAGGCCCGUGAUUUCCUAGUGAGAGCACAGAAGGAGCAGCCCUGCAACCAGGACAUCAAUAAGGAGCUGAAGAAGCUGUCCAGCUACUACAAGAACUACAUGGACAGAGAGCGAGAGAUGUAUCACCGGAUGUUCGCUCCUUGUGAGAAAGGCUCCUCUGUGGGAAGAAACUGA
This is a messenger RNA of Nannospalax galili (Upper Galilee mountains blind mole rat), 987 nucleotides long. It is a transcript of the gene Fkbp6, whose product is annotated as FKBP prolyl isomerase 6. NCBI's taxonomy places the organism in Eukaryota, Metazoa, Chordata, Mammalia, Rodentia, Spalacidae. The record is from RefSeq and is a predicted model, not a curated record. Bases 1 to 987 code for a protein of 328 amino acids. Gene Ontology annotation, molecular function: protein binding; peptidyl-prolyl cis-trans isomerase activity. The transcript is spliced from 8 exons.